Rhinolophus ferrumequinum (greater horseshoe bat) is the source of this 408-nucleotide messenger RNA. Its product is annotated as 60S ribosomal protein L32-like. The record is from RefSeq and is a predicted model, not a curated record. The transcript has a single exon. Gene Ontology annotation, biological process: translation. Gene Ontology annotation, molecular function: structural constituent of ribosome. Lineage: Eukaryota; Metazoa; Chordata; Mammalia; Chiroptera; Rhinolophidae. Gene Ontology annotation, cellular component: ribosome; cytosolic large ribosomal subunit. Bases 1 to 408 code for a protein of 135 amino acids.
AUGGCUGUCCUCAGACCACUCGUGAAGCCCAAGAUCGUCAAAAAGAGGACCAAGAAGUUUAUCUGGCACCAGUCAGACCGAUAUGUCAAAAUUAAGCGUAACUGGCGGAAACCCAGAGGCAUUGACAACAGGGAGCGCAGAAGAUUCAAGGGACAGAUCUUGAGGUCCAACAUUGGUUAUCGGAGUAACAAGAAAACAAAGCACAUGUUGCCCAGGGGCUUUCGGAAGUUCCUGGUCCACAAUGUCAAAGAGCUUGAAGUGCUGCUGAUGUGCAACAAAUCUUACUGUGCUGAGAUUGCUCACAACGUCUCCUCAAAGAAACACAAAGCCAUUGUGGAAAGAGCAGCCCAGCUGGCCCUCAGAGUCACCAAUCCCAAUGCCUGGCUGCACAGUGAAGAAAAUGAAUAG